This is a messenger RNA of Arachis ipaensis, 2133 nucleotides long. NCBI's taxonomy places the organism in Eukaryota, Viridiplantae, Streptophyta, Magnoliopsida, Fabales, Fabaceae. The record is from RefSeq and is a predicted model, not a curated record.
AAUAUUAGAAGAUAUAAAGAAGACACGAUGACAGUUAUUGCGCCUACCAAAUUCGUUGACCUAUGAGUCAACUAGUGUGGGUUUCAAUUUCGAUCGUUCUUCCCCUAUGCUCUGAACUAUUUUCUCUGGAGCAGUUGAGCGGAGCAAGAGAGUAAAGAAUGGGAUCAAAAGAUCCAAGCGAGAAGGCGCGGGUUUGGAGACCCAAGUUUAAGUUUAAGGCCCUACUCUGUUGCCCAAGAAGUUCAUCAGCUACAGCAACACCUCCUCCUCCUCCGCAAGAUUCAGCUUGCAGUUCCACUCAUCAGUCAAACAGGCGAGUAUACAAGCAUGAUGUGUUUCUGAGUUUCAGGGGCACCGACACCCGCAACAAUUUCACCGAUCAUCUCUAUCAUAAUCUCAUCAGGGAAGGAGUUUUGGCCUUCAAGGACAACGAGAGGCUUCAGAAAGGGGAACCUAUCUCUGCUCAGCUUCUGCAAGCCAUCAGAGAUUCCCGUGUUUCUAUCAUUGUCUUCUCACGUGAUUAUGCUGCCUCCACAUGGUGCCUCGAUGAAAUGGCUACCAUAGCUCAAUGCAAGAAAGAGUUCGGACAGACGGUUUUCUCCGUUUUCUAUGACGUGGAUCCUUCCGAUGUUCGAAAGCAGCGCGGGGUGUAUGAGGAUGCUUUUCUUUUGCAUACGGAGCGGUUUCAACAAGAUCUUGGCAAGGUUGAACGCUGGAAGAGAGCUAUGACGGAUUUGGCCAAUUCUGCUGGAUGGGAUGUUAGAGAUAAACCAGAAUUCACAGAGAUUGAUAAAAUGAUUCAAAAAGUAAUAAAAAAAUUGGAUCAUAGAUUUUCUGGGUCUGCUGAUGAUCUUGUAGGGAUACAACCAUGUGUAAAAGAAUUAGAACAAGUUCUAAAGAUAAACCCAAAGGAUGAAGAUGUUAGAGUUCUUGGAAUCUGGGGAAUGGGCGGAAUAGGAAAGACAACUCUUGCCAGUGUCUUGUAUGACAAAAUCUCUUAUAUGUUUGACGCACAUUGCUUUAUCGAGGAUGUGCACAGAAGUUAUAGAGAUGGCAGUGCUAUUGCCGUUCAAAGACAGAUUCUUCGUCGAACUCUAGAUGAACAAGAUCUGGGAAAAUAUAGUCCUUCUGAAAUAGCUGGCAUAAUCAGAAAUAGGCUAUCUUCCAAAGAGGUCCUUAUAGUUCUUGAUAAUGUUAAUGAAAUGGAACAAUUAGAACAAUUGGCUAUUAAUCCUAAAUUACUUGGAAGAGGAAGCAGAAUGAUCAUAACCACUAGGGAUGAACAUAUUCUUAAAAGUUAUGGAGUAGAUGCAAUUCACAAGGUUUCGUUAUUGAAUUCCCAUGAUGCGUCGGAUCUUUUUUUAAGAAAGGCCUUCAAAAGUGACCGUCCUAGUAGCAGCACUUGCAUGGAGUUGACUCCUAGUAUAUUGGAAUAUGCUCAAGGUCUUCCAUUAGCAAUCAAAGUAGUGGGUUCUUUCUUGUACAAUAGGAAUGCUUCCCAAUGGAGAGAUUAUUUUGAAAGACUGAAGAAACAUCCAGACAAAAAAGUUACUGAUGUGCUUCAAAUAAGUUUUGACACACUGCAAAAAGAAGACAAAGAAAUAUUUUUGCACAUUGCUUGCUUUUUCAUAGGGCAGAGGGAAGAGUAUGUAAAGCGAAUUCUAGAUGUUUGUGGACUACACCCUCACAUUGGAAUUCAAGUUCUAAAGGAGAGAUCACUCAUAACUAUUAAGAACCAAGAGUUUCAUAUGCAUGACAUGUUUCAAGAAUUGGGGAAGAAACUUGUUCGAGAAAGAUAUCCUGAAGAGCCAGCAUUAUGGAGCAGAGUAUGGCUCUAUAGCGAUUUUGAAAGUGCUUUGAUGUCAGCUGAGACGGUAAUCUUCUCAAACUAAAUAUUCUGAUUUUUCUUAUUUUCAAUUAGAGCAUUUUAUAAUAAAUCCUUUCUUUAUUCAUCUCCAUCCUUAAUUCCUUUCUUUAUUCAUCUCCGUCCUGAAGCUGAUGUUUUAGGAUGGGUCAAUUGCUAUGCAAACCACAAAAAACAGCGUUAUUUCCUCCUCCUAUUACACCCCCAUAAGUGUUUAGGGAGGAGGUCUAGGACACUAGCGGAGGAUAACUGUCAUAUUAUCAACUUAA